Molecule: messenger RNA, 2575 nt
Organism: Numida meleagris (helmeted guineafowl)
Lineage: Eukaryota; Metazoa; Chordata; Aves; Galliformes; Numididae
Gene: NOCT
Product: nocturnin
Exons: 3
Coding region: 9-1265 (418 amino acids)
Biological process (GO): circadian rhythm
Molecular function (GO): poly(A)-specific ribonuclease activity
Source: RefSeq, a predicted model, not a curated record
CCGGGAGCAUGUACCAGGGCCCCGCGCGCUGCCUCUGCUCGGCGCUGCCCGCCCUCCGCCGCGCGCCCGCCGCCUCGCCGCCCCUCCGGCCUCGCCGCCCGCCGGCCCUCGGCACCGCCGCGCCGCGGGCUGCAGCGGGGGCCGCGCUGCCCCGCGCAGCCUGUUCCAUGGGAAACAGCACCAGCCGGCUCUACAGCGCGCUCGCCAAGACGCUGAGCAGCAGCACCGUGUCCCAGCACCAGGACUGCCUGGAGCAGCCUGACUCAGCGCAGCUGGAUCCCAUAGACCCCAAGGAUCUGCUGGAGGAAUGCCAGCUCGUUCUGCAGAAACGACCGCCUCGCUUCCAGAGGGACUUUGUGGACCUGAAGAAAAACACGGCCAGUAACCACCGCCCCAUCCGGGUCAUGCAGUGGAACAUCCUCGCCCAAGCUCUUGGAGAAGGCAAAGACAACUUUGUUCAGUGCCCCAUGGAAGCUCUGAAGUGGGAGGAAAGGAAGUGCCUCAUCCUGGAGGAAAUCCUUGCCUACAAGCCGGAUAUCUUGUGCCUGCAGGAGGUCGACCACUACUUUGACACCUUUGAGCCACUCCUCAGCCGACUGGGCUAUCAAUGUACUUUCUUCCCCAAGCCGUGGUCGCCGUGCCUAGACGUGGAGCAGAACAACGGGCCAGAUGGCUGCGCCUUGUUUUUCCUCAAAGAACGCUUCGAGCUCAUCAACAGCGCAAACAUCCGGCUCACUGCCAUGAAGCUGAAGACCAACCAAGUAGCAAUAGCUCAGACGCUGAAGUGCACUGAAACUGGAAGACUGUUCUGCAUCGCCGUCACCCACCUGAAAGCUCGUACUGGCUGGGAGAGGUUUCGGUCUGCGCAGGGCUGCGACCUUCUCCAGAACCUGAAGAGUAUUACCCAGGGUGCAAAGAUCCCUCUGAUCAUCUGCGGAGACUUCAAUGCAGAGCCAACUGAGGAGGUCUACAGAGAAUUCUCCAACUCCAGCCUCAACUUAAACAGCGCGUACAAGCUGCUGAGCCCCGACGGGCAGUCAGAGCCCCCAUACACCACCUGGAAGAUUCGGCCCUCUGGAGAGUGCCGGCACACGCUGGAUUAUAUCUGGUAUUCCCAGCAUGCCUUGAAUGUGAACUCAGCCCUGGGCUUGCUGACUGAAGAGCAAAUUGGGCCCAACAGGCUGCCCUCAUUCAAUUACCCUUCAGAUCACCUGUCUUUGGUGUGUGACUUUAGUUUUAACCAAGACCCUGACAGACUGUUAUAAUUGGUUGGAAUGCCACCCUGUAUUGCCGUGUCUUAAUUCACCAUUGUUUUGUUUUCCUGAAAACUUCUGAGGCUAGAAGCUAUUAAGGAUGAGGAAAUACUGUUGACUAAACAUUCUUUUAGGCACUUGUUUGGAAUUACACUUACCCUUCAGAGCUCAUUCAUCCGUAGCCUCUGAAGGAGGAAGAAAGGAGUCAGUGUUCCCUUAGUGGUGCUCCUUCUGUAUUCAGGUUUGAAAACUGGAAGGGAAAUGAGCUUUAUCCUUUCACUAACCCCUGUGUCUAAGAGUAUAAUCCUCUAAUGAAUGCGGAGGCCUGAGUAUUUAAAGUUAAACGUGAGUAUGUAAAACAACUUGCCCUGGCAGCAUGCUCAUUUUGUUUGUUUGAUGUUAAGCUUGUGCUGGUACCGAAGGGAACAAGGCUUUACUUCUCAGUUAGAUUCUCUUAGCUCCUUUUCUGUUGCAGAUGAAGGAAGCUAAACACGGUUUAGACAUGAACAAAUCUAAGAUCAUAUUGGUGUAGUCUUCUUAUUUCCACAUGACUUAAGAUGAAGACUCCAUUUAAAGUGAAGGGAUAAUAGCACAGUGUAAGCAAGGCCCCCUCAGCGAGAGUCAGGAAACAGAGGCUAACUGCAGUACAUCCUGUAGUGAUAUCCUCACUUUUCCAAAGAAUGCGCAUGUGUCUGUCACACACAUGGUCUCUAGGUAUACACAGUAACGGGUACCUCUUCUGUGCUUCCCUCCAGAGUACACGCCUAACAAGGGAGUGUUUUCUUGUCUGCUUCCAGUAUUACCUUUAGAAAUGGUUUAAACUGAUAGCCUUGUCCAUCUUGCAGUUUCACUAAAGGGCCAAUCUUCAUUUUGAAAGACUUCAUUUUAUUUAUCUUCAGAACUUAAAUCUACACUGGAACCUGUUAGGAGACAAAUUUUAUUUAUUGUGAGAAGCUGGUGAUCCUGUACCCAUCUUGAAAUCGCACAGCAACAGCGCUCAGGAGCACCUACAGGUCCUCUUUGCAUGGCCCAGGACCUAGGCCAUGUCAGAGGUGGGGUAGUGUGGUAGCUGUUGUGCGUGGCGUGGUGUGGUGCUCACUGGUGUGACAUAGGUAUCGCAUAAGUGGAUUGUAAGUGUGCCACUGUGCUGGGACAUGGCGAAGGGAAAGGAGAGAACCAAAAGUUGGAGUUGAGCUGACGUGCAAAUAGUUUGGAGACUAGGCAGAGCAAAUAAAGCAGUAUUUCCAUGAUGCGUAAGGCCCAUGGUAACUUGUAAAUGUUCCAGGUGUUAAUUAAUAAAAGUCCUUUGGAAAAAAUAAUAA